CUGAACUUGAAUUGGUGCUUCCUUCUGUUCACUUUGUCAAAAGAAAGGAUUUUCAAUUAAGGUCCCUUUAGAUGGAAUUUUAUGCAGCAGAAACCUUGUCACCAGAAGAAUUAAUGUCUGCGUUAGCGUUUUGGAAAUAGAAAAAACAAAAAUUCCCAAAGCUAAGUAAAGGCCCACAGACAGCCUCAAACCUGGAUUCUUCAGCUCAGCAUUCAACAUUGGAGUUUUUAAAUACUUGCGGUAGAGAAACCAUUGCCAAUGCUUACAAGGAACUGCUUAUCCCUGCUUCUCUGGGUCCUGUUCAAUGGAUGUGUCUUAAUGUCACUUCAUUCACAACCACAACAGAUUUCAAAAGCUGAAUCAAGGGGAAAUGUUGUCACCAACCCAGAAAGGAGGAUACCCAUCAUACGGGUCAAGAGAGGCUGGGUCUGGAAUCAGUUCUUUGUGCUGGAAGAAUACAUGGGCUCCGAACCCCAGUACGUGGGAAAGCUUCAUUCUGACUUGGACAAGGGAGUGGGAAGUGUUAAGUAUACAUUAUCAGGAGAUGGAGCUGGUACAGUAUUUACCAUUGAUGAAACUACAGGGGACAUUCAUGCCAUAAAGAGCCUUGAUCGUGAAGAGAAGCCUUUCUAUACCCUACGUGCUCAAGCAGUAGAUAUUGAAACAAGGAAGCCAUUGGAGCCGGAAUCAGAGUUCAUCAUCAAAGUGCAGGACAUUAAUGAUAAUGAACCAAAAUUCCUUGAUGGGCCUUACAUUGCCAGUGUCCCUGAAAUGUCUCCAGUAGGGGCGUAUGUGCUGCAGGUCAAAGCAACAGAUGCUGAUGACCCAACAUAUGGAAACAGUGCCAGAGUGGUUUACAGUAUUCUUCAGGGACAGCCAUAUUUCUCCAUUGAUCCCAAAACAGGUGUUAUAAGAACAGCCUUGCCAAACAUGGACAGAGAAGUUAAAGAAGAAUAUCAAGUUCUCAUUCAAGCAAAGGACAUGGGAGGUCAACUUGGGGGACUGGCUGGAACCACAACAGUGAAUAUCACUCUGACUGAUGUCAAUGACAACCCACCAAGAUUUCCCAAGAGUAAGUUUUCAAUAAUUAAAGCUCAGAAUGAAAGAGAAUUUAUGCUACAUGGGACAAGAUACCAG
Python bivittatus (Burmese python) is the source of this 1137-nucleotide messenger RNA. The record is from RefSeq and is a predicted model, not a curated record. Lineage: Eukaryota; Metazoa; Chordata; Lepidosauria; Squamata; Pythonidae.